This is a messenger RNA of Ascoidea rubescens DSM 1968, 1575 nucleotides long. RefSeq lists its product as uncharacterized. NCBI's taxonomy places the organism in Eukaryota, Fungi, Ascomycota, Saccharomycetes, Ascoideales, Ascoideaceae. The transcript has a single exon. The record is from RefSeq and is a predicted model, not a curated record. The coding region runs from base 456 to 1454 and encodes 332 amino acids. Gene Ontology annotation, molecular function: 8-oxo-dGDP phosphatase activity.
UUCCAGUUAACGACUUUUCGUAUUUCAGAAUUUUGUAUUUCAACCACUCGUAACCUGCACUGAUCAACACAAGGAGAAGCAAGGAGAAAACUAAACCCAACAAUGAUCUGAUAUGCCACCAGCUGAAGAUAAUACAGAGAUUUUUGUAAUUCCAGGUGAAAAGCAUGUCCAUUGAACACAUAUCGUCCAUAUCAUGGCCAUCGCCUGGCAUUCCUGGCAUUUCGUGGUCCAUUUCCAGUGCUGCGAGCUGCUGAGGGAUCUGUUUGCAAUAGCUGGAGCAAAGAAAGAGCACUCACAGUUUUCGAGCAAGCGAUUUAUAUCUUGAUAAGUGAGAAGAGGGCUCUGGAAAAACGGCUAAAGCCCUGCCGAAACGCACUGUAAUUGGCCAAUGAGCAGAGAGAAUAUUUCCUGGUUUGAACUUGGUGGAUUUGGGGGAUUUGGUGUUGGUGGCAGUUAUGGAGCAGAACAGAGAACAGUCGUUUCUAGAGAUCGUCAAGCAGGUGGACACUCUUCCCUACCCAGGCGAGAAGGACUACGAGUUGUUUUUGCAGAAUACCUACGAAUUGAUCACCCAUGAUGGAGAGCAGACAAUAGGCCAUAUUAUCACCUAUAUUGUCCAAUCUCUUAAGAAAUGCAUGGAGUUGACAAACGACGACUGCUUAAUCUUCGACAAUAAACAAAAAAAAUGCUUUAUAAACCCCAGGCUUGAUACCUUUGACAAAAGAAGUGGCGCCUUCAACAAAAUUGCCACGGUUUGUAGAGACGAGAAGAUAAUCAAAGUAUUGGAGCAUGGCUGGCGAAAUGAGUCGUAUGUUAUUUAUUAUCCAACGUCAGUUCCAUAUAUUGCUGUUGAAAGGGCAUUCAGUGUUUUAUUAGGCGUGGUGACUUACGGGGUUCAUUUGGUUUGUUAUAUCCCUCCUCAUUUAUCUUCAACGAAUGAACUAAAAUUCUGGAUUCCAAAGAGGUCAAAGAACAAACCAACGUUUCCAUCAAUGUUGGACAACACAGUUGCCGGUGGAAUAGCCUAUCCAUAUGGUGUAUUCGAGACAUUGGUUAAAGAAAGUGAAGAAGAAGCAAGCUUAAGUUCCAAGUUUGUUGAAGAGAACUCAAAAAGUUGUGGGGUGUUAUCAUAUACAUAUAAGAAAAAUGGUGCCAAUUAUGAUUCCGCGAAUUGCAAUAUCCAGCCUGAAACUGAGUAUAUUUAUGAUAUAGAAAUGAGUGAGGGCGAUAUAAUUAAUAUUCCUAAACCCAAUGAUAACGAAGUUGAAUGGUUUAAAUUAUUGAGUUUAAAUGAAGUAUUAGAAAAAUUAAAACAAGGUGAGUUCAAACCAAAUUGUGCGCUUGUUAUAAUUGAUUUUUUGAUAAGAAAAAGUUAUAUUACACCAGAAAAUGAACCGUAUUAUUUAGAGAUUGUUCAGAGAAGCCAUAGAAAGUUUCCUUAUCCAACAAGAUGAAUAAACGUUUAUAAUUAGCAUUGAAUUUACCUUUAGCUAGGGUUUUUUUUUUUUUUUUUAUUUUUUAUUUAUAUAUUUGCUAUAUUUUGUAUAAAAAUCGCGUAGGUUUGAAAUUCCGUCU